This is a messenger RNA of Nematolebias whitei (Rio pearlfish), 3262 nucleotides long. RefSeq names its product guanylate cyclase 2Cb (gene gucy2cb). The transcript is spliced from 27 exons. NCBI's taxonomy places the organism in Eukaryota, Metazoa, Chordata, Actinopteri, Cyprinodontiformes, Rivulidae. Gene Ontology annotation, biological process: intracellular signal transduction; protein phosphorylation; receptor guanylyl cyclase signaling pathway. Gene Ontology annotation, molecular function: protein kinase activity; ATP binding; peptide receptor activity. The record is from RefSeq and is a predicted model, not a curated record. The coding region runs from base 1 to 3225 and encodes 1074 amino acids.
AUGAGCCGAAGCAGCUGGUGGUUGGGUUUGUUGGUGUUUGGGCUUCUCGUGGUUCUGUGUGGAGGAGCCAGGCAGUGUGUGAGAGGGGUGAUAAUCAACGUGAUCCUCCUGGAGGAUCAGGAGUCUCCCUGGAGCCUGAAGUAUGUGAAAAGAGAAAUCCUGGAGGCUAUCGAGGAAGACGCUGCCAUUAAUGCUGCAGAAGGAAUGGGCUUUAAUCUCACAGCCAACUUCGAAGGGUUCAACACAACUAUUUACAGACAAAAAGGUUGUGGGAGCAGCGUCUGUGAGGGAGUGGAGAAGCUGACCAAACUCAUGGUUUCAGACGAGCUUGGCUGUGCUGUGCUCGGGCCAACCUGCACCUUAGCUACUUUCUCAAUCGUUGAUUUAGAAAUAGGUCUGAACCUCAGGACGCCCAUCCUCUCCGCAGGAAGCUUUGGACCCUCCUGUGACUACACUCUCAACCUGCAGCGCCUCCUGCCACCGGCGCGCAAGAUCUCAGACUUUUUCAUCCAUUUCUGGUUGAACAAAAACACCAUCAAGCCGCAGUGGGAGACGGCCUACGUUUACAAGAAACAGAACAACACAGAGGAUUGUUUCUGGUAUAUCAACACGCUUGAAGCGGACGGAAAGUUUGCCACAAACAUUUCUGUUACGAUGCUGCGGAGACCUGAAGAAGUGAGAGACAUCGUCACACCUCAGAAAAACAGGACGAGCAACUUGUUCAUCAUAUGCGGCUCACCGAUGGACCUACUGGAGGUGAAAAAUGGCUCUAAAGCAGCAGACAGCAGUAGUUUCCUCUUCGUCCUUAUAGAUCUCUACAAUGAUAUAUACUACACCAACACGUCAUCACUGCCAGAGAUGAGGAAUGUGCUGGUGUUGACCAUGCCCGACACCAGAAAGUACGCCAUCAACUCAGACCUGAACGACAACAACACAAUGAAUGACUACAUGGCUGCGUACCAUGACGCUGUGCUGCGUAUCGGCCAUGUGAUGAGAGAAAUCGCUGAGACGAAUCAGUCGGAAAUUCACGGAAUGGACUUCAUGAACGUAAAUUACUUCAGAAACACCUCGUUUAAUGGGUCUGCAGGAGAUUAUAAACUGGACGCUCAUGGAGACAGAGACGUGAAGCUCACAGUCAUUUACACCACAACGAACAACAAGUAUAAAACUUUAUUCACCUUUGACACUGAGUACAACCUAACCAAAGUGGUGGACAAGGAUCCUCUUUACAUUUGGGGAAAGAGACUUCCUGAGGGCAGGCCAGACAAUGGGCCUGCUCCUCAUGACAUCAUCGUCGGCGUGUUGGCCGUCACGGUGGUUGUCGUGGCAACUGUUGCGUUUAUUUUCUACAGACAGAACAGGAAGGAUCGUCUGCUCAGGAAGCGUUGGUCCCACAUUAACUUGGAUCUCAUCUCACUGCUGGAGGACACUGAACCCAACCUUAUCUCCCUGAAGAUAGAAGAAGAGAGGAAGAAGGUGAAGUUUAAGAUCCGCCGUGCACUCUAUGAUAAGAAGAUUGUGAUUCUGAAGGAGCUGAAAAACUCAGAUGGGAACUUUAACAAAACCCAGAGGAUAGAGCUAAAUGCGCUUCUGCAGAUCGACUAUUACAGCCUCACAAAGUUUUAUGGCACGGUCAAGCUGGAUGAAGGAGUGUUUGGAGUGUUUGAGUACGGAGAGCGGGGCUCUCUCAAGUAUGUGCUUAAUGAAAAGGUGUCUUACCCAGAGGAGACGUUCAUGGACUGGGAGUUCAAAAUAUCCGUCAUGUACGACAUCGCCAAGGGCAUGUCCUACCUUCAUGCCAGCGACAUCCAAGUCCACGGUCGCCUCAAGUCCACCAACUGCGUGGUGGACAAUCGCAUGGUGGUGAAGAUCACAGACUUUGGUUGUAAUGCCUUCCUUAGCAGCAGCAAAGAUUUGUGGACAGCGCCGGAGCACCUGAGGAACCAGGGCACUUCUCAGAAGGGAGAUAUCUAUAGCUUUGCCAUCAUCUGUCAGGAGAUUAUUCUCAGAAAGUGCACCUUCUACAGCCAGUCCUGCUCCAGCCGAUCAGAAAAGCUGUCCAGAGUGAUGACGUCCUACUUCAGGCCCGAUCUUUACUUUGAGACGGCUUCAGAGAAAGAAUUUGAGGUGUACAUGAUGAUCAAAAGCUGCUGGGAUGAGGAUCCAGAAAAAAGACCCGACUUUAAAAAAGUGGAAAACUGCCUGGAGAAAAACAUCAGCAAAAUUCACAACCAGGAGAACGAGAGCUACAUGGACAACAUGAUCCGAAGGCUGCAGAUGUACUCCAGAAACCUGGAGCACCUGGUGGAGGAAAGAACCGUCCUCUACAAAGCAGAGAGGGACCGGGCCGACUGCCUCAACUUCAUGCUGCUUCCUGGCCCGGUGGUGAAAAGCCUAAAGGAGAGCGGUGUGGUGGAGCCAGAGCUGUACGACGAGGUGACCAUUUAUUUCAGCGACAUCGUGGGCUUCACCACUCUGUGCCAGUACAGCACACCCAUGGAGGUCGUGGACAUGCUGAACGACAUCUACAAGGGCUUUGACAGCAUCGUCGACCACCACGAUGUGUACAAGGUGGAGACGAUCGGCGACGCCUACAUGGUUGCCUCUGGCCUGCCGAAGAGAAACGGGAACAGACAUGCGGUGGACAUUUGCCACAUGGCUCUGGACAUUUUAGCCUUCAUGGGCACCUUCCAGCUCCGACAUCUGCCAGGUAUCCCCGUGUGGAUUCGCAUUGGUGUGCACUCAGGUCCUUGUGCAGCAGGUGUUGUGGGGAUGAAGAUGCCCAGAUACUGUUUGUUUGGAGACACAGUCAACACAGCGUCUCGCAUGGAGUCUACCGGACACCCGCUGCGGAUACAUGUCAGCGAGCCUACCAUAAAUAUUCUGCAGAGGACAGACUGCAAGUUUGAGUACGAGGUCAGAGGAGAGACGUAUCUGAAGGGUAAAGGCACUGAAACAACUUACUGGUUGACUGGAGAAACUGGAGAAGACUACGACCUCCCUGCUCCACCCACAACAGAGAACUUCCAGCGUCUGCAGCAGGACCUGGCCCACAUGAUCCUGGCGUGUCUGGAACGCCGCCCUCGAAGGUCAGUGAGGAGGAAGAGGACGUACCGGAGUGGAGGGAAGGCGGACGAUGAAGACCAGGAGUCGGAGAGCGAGAGCAGCCACCCUGAGUACCUGCACCUGGCCACCGUGGACAACACCCUCAGCACCUUCCUGUAGGGGACAGUGUGAGGUCCUGCAGGGCUCUGUGCAGAGA